CUUCCACAUUCUCAAGGUACAGUUGAAAUGGGAAUGUAUGGACAUGGAAUUGUCUUCAAUGAAAAUUACGAAAGUUGGAAAUACAAUAGUAAAUUCUUUACGGAUGCCUUUGUGGCACAGAAAUUUAUAGAUAAUGCCGUGAAGCCUACAUGUAAAUUGUAUGAAGAAUUGAGCAGCUAUUGGCAGUCACUUAGAAAUCAAAAUAAUUCAAAUAGAAAUAAUGAUAAUUGGACACUAGAAACAGAUUUUUCUGCCUGGCUUCACGGAUUUGCAAAUGAUAUUGCUUCAAUAAUAAUCACUGGAGAACGUACAUACUCAAUUACAUCUUGUUACAACAAACAAAGUCUUAUCAAAUCUGAAUGUCCUAACGCGUUAGUCGAGGAUGGAGACAAAUUUAUUAAAUCAAUCAUGAAAUUUGUUGAAAGUAUCAUGUUCUUCGCACUUCUCAGCCCAUUCUUAAGGCAUUACAUUCCAAUAAUCAAAAAUAAAUCAAAUGAUCUUUUGAAAAAUCGUGAUUACUUAUUUGAAAAAUUUGAUAACAUGAUUAAGAAGAGAAGAAGAGAGGUCAAAGAAAUGUUAGUAGAUAUAGAAAUGAGAACCGUUAUGCUUACUUCUUUAAUUAUGGCAAACACGAAUAUGAGAGCAUCAAAUGACGAAGCGAGUGAAGAUAUUAGAGGUAAUUUAUUAGAUGUUUCUUGGGAGGAACAGAUACUGUGA
Messenger RNA from Racocetra persica, 717 nucleotides. The record is from the annotation of a GenBank genome assembly. Lineage: Eukaryota; Fungi; Glomeromycota; Glomeromycetes; Diversisporales; Gigasporaceae.